AAAACCACAAACUUGCCACAAACCACGUGUGUGUUAUUUGUGUCUUCCAGUUUUCCACGCUUGUUUUCACGACUUUCAUUUCGGUUGUCGGAAAACAGGCGCAAAAAUGGGGAAAAAAGCUAAAAUUGGAAAACAGCGAAAGGAUAAAUUUUACCAGUUAGCUAAGGAAAUUGGCUACCGUUCUCGAGCCGCUUUCAAGCUAAUUCAGCUGAACAGAAAAUUCGGUUUCCUCCAAAAGUCCCGUGUCCUGGUCGAUCUUUGUGCAGCGCCUGGAGGAUGGAUGCAAGUGGCCAAACAGAAUAUGCCCGUUUCCAGCGUGGUUGUUGGCGUCGACUUGUUUCCUAUCAAGCCUGUGCCAGGCUGCAUCUCUCUGACAGAAGAUAUCACGACAGAAAAAUGUAAAACUGCCUUGUCCAGAGAGCUAAAAACAUGGAAGGCAGAUGUUUUCCUGAACGAUGGUGCUCCGAAUGUUGGUAUGAACUGGCUACACGAUGCCCAUCAGCAGGCGUUGCUGACAUUGAGUGCCGUCAAGUUGGCCACUCAGUUUCUCCGACCUGGUGGUUGGUUUGUGACGAAGGUUUUCAGAUCCAAAGACUACAAUGCCCUGAUUUGGGUUUUGAAGCAGCUUUUCAAGAAGGUUCAUUCCACAAAACCGCAAGCUUCCCGUAAUGAGUCUGCAGAAAUCUUUGUUGUUUGUCAAUACUACAUCGCCCCGCACAAACUCGACCCCAAAUUCUUCGACUCCAAGCAUGUUUUUGAAGAAUUGGAGCUUGAGCCCAAGUCUGCAGCCAGCAUUUUCCAUCCGGAAAAGGCCAAGAAGGCCAAGGCACAGGGUUAUCCUGAAGGAAUGUCUACCAUGUACAGACCUGUGACAGCCUCUGAGCUGAUUGCAGCUGAAAACCCAGUCGAUCUACUGCAAAUUGCCACAGAAAUCACACUGGACACUGAGUUAAUAAGAAAACAUCCACGAACAACAGAAGAGAUGAAAGCAUGUUUGAAAGAUAUCAAAGUUUUGGGGCGGAAGGAUUUAAGGCAGGUGAUGGCUUGGUGUGCGGCUGUGAAGGCAACAAUCGCCCCUCCUGAUCAGAAGGCUGAUGAAACAGCAAAGGAGGAUGAAGUGGAUUCUGAAGAUGAGGAUGAGCAAAUCCAGAAGCACAUUAAAGAGUUAAAGGAAAAUGAGCGCAAGGAGCUCAAAAGGAAAAGAAAAACUGUUCUGAAGGAGAGACGCAAGUUACAACAGAAACUGGACCUAAAAAUGAUUUUCAAGGGAGAUGAUGGUCCCAGGCUUGAGGAGGAUGAGGUUUUCGAACUGAGCACCAUCAAAUCUAGACAGGCGUUAGACAACAUUGACGACCAAAAGCCGGAUGAUGUUGCUGAGGAGUCCGAGGAAGAAGACUUGGAGCCCAAAAAGAAAACUGAGGUCUAUGACCCCUCGAAAUCUCGUCUCGAUAAAUCUGGAAAGUUCUACAAAGAAAGUGAAAGUGAAGGUGAUGAUAGUGAGGAGGAGGAGGUGCCUGGAUACCUAACUCAAGUUGAGGAAGGAUUAGGUAUGAAUGAUGAUGACGAGCUGAGUUUUGAGGAAGAUAGUGGAAGCGAAAUUGAGGAUGAUGGUACAGAUAACAACCCCCUCAUCACUGACCUUGACCCCAGGAAUAAGAAAGAGAAAAGAGUUCACAAAGCGCAGCUGUGGUUUGAAAAGGACGUUUUUAAUGGCCUAGAAACCGAGGCUGAUGAAGAUUUUGAAUUAGAUGCACUAGCGUCUGAGCUGCAAUCGAAAGGGGGGAAGAUUAUCGGUGACAAAAAGGGAGACAUCAGCGAUGAUGAUGAUGAGACAGAUGAGGAAUCAGUAGCCAGUGAUUACGAAAUGCUGGAGCUACCUAAGAAAAGAGCUAAUUCAGAUGGAAAGGGUGCUAAGGAUGAUUUUGAGAUUGUUCCUAAAGGUAUUCCAAUGCAUUAUGUUUAUGAGCAAUUUAAAAAAAAAAAACACUGCUUUUUAGAUGCUCCGUCUGUUAAAAGAUUUAAAUUGGAUGAGGAAGGUCAGGCACUUGGUUCAAUGAUAGCCUUGUCAAAUAAGAAAAAGAGGGAUAUCAUUGAUGAAGGUUGGAACAGAUACGCCUUCAAUGAUAAAAAUCUGCCUGACUGGUUUAUGGAAGAUGAAAAGAAGCACAUGAGAAAGGCAGCGCCUGUGCCAAAGGAACUUGUGGAGGAAAUAAAGCAAAAGACCAGGGAGCUCAAUGCCAGACCCAUCAAGAAGGUGAUUGAAGCAAAGGCUCGCAAGAAGAAGAGGGCUGUGCGCAAGUUGGAGAAGACGAAGAAGAGAGUUGAAGCCUUGAUGGAGUCAUCAGAUGUCCCUGAUCGAGAGAAGGCUAGACAAAUUAACCAGAUGUACAAGAAGGCUAUUGGCAAGAAGAAACCAGAAGUGACAUACGUUAAAUCCAAAAAGUUUGCUGCCAGUAAGAAGCCUCGAAGGCCAAAUGGUGUCAAAGGGCGAUACAAGGUUGUGGAUCCUCGUAUGAGGAAGGACACCAGGGGCAUGUUAAGAGCCAAGGGUAUCUCUAAGGGCAAGGGCUCUGGAGGCAAGAAAGGAACGGCUGGACGGAAAAAGAAGUAACAGCCUUUUAUUGUUUGCCAUUACACAAUUUUUAAUGGCAUAAAUUUUUUUUUUUAAUAACAUAGAAUUUCGUCUUAUGUAUUGAAUUUGAUUUGGUGAGUUUAUUCCCUCAACAAGUGUAAAACAUUAUAAAUUGUGAAUAAGCUAUUAGCUAAUAAAUUGAUGAAGGCGGAACAUAAUUUAA
Messenger RNA from Neocloeon triangulifer, 2795 nucleotides. Its product is annotated as pre-rRNA 2'-O-ribose RNA methyltransferase FTSJ3. NCBI's taxonomy places the organism in Eukaryota, Metazoa, Arthropoda, Insecta, Ephemeroptera, Baetidae. The record is from RefSeq and is a predicted model, not a curated record. Gene Ontology annotation, molecular function: rRNA (guanine) methyltransferase activity; rRNA (uridine-2'-O-ribose)-methyltransferase activity. Gene Ontology annotation, cellular component: nucleolus; nucleus; preribosome, large subunit precursor. The transcript has 13 exons. Bases 107 to 2611 code for a protein of 834 amino acids. Gene Ontology annotation, biological process: rRNA methylation; maturation of 5.8S rRNA from tricistronic rRNA transcript (SSU-rRNA, 5.8S rRNA, LSU-rRNA); maturation of LSU-rRNA from tricistronic rRNA transcript (SSU-rRNA, 5.8S rRNA, LSU-rRNA).